UUUCAAUUACUAUUCUUAUAAAAUAUUUAAUUAAUGUUAAAAAUUUAAAUAGCUUUUGUGGAGACGUAGUUGCACCUUCAUUUCAAUUAAUUAAAACAAAAAACCUUUUAAAUUUCCUAUUCCUAAAUGUUCGGUUACGAAUUUUCAUUAUUACGCAUACGCAAAUAUUUCAAUUCGACUUCCAAAUGAUUUAGUUUUCAUCACAUUUUUAAUUGAUCAAAAAAUUAAUAGUUUUCUAAUGAUUUUUCACCGACUUUGUAUCUUAUCGAUCACUGUAAUCGAUAGUACAAAGGAACACCCUGUAUAUAUACCUAAAUUCUUUCAGACAUUACAACAGCCGACAAAUUAGAACUUGUUGCUUGUGCAAAGCAGCCAUUGCACAAACAGUACUCAAGUUUAUAUUCAAUAAUGAAUUUUUGUUUGACAAAAAUCGGUGCCCGAACGUUACGCGCCUCAAUACUUCAACCCCCCUCAACAAAGAACGAAAUUGAGUCGAGACUUGAAUGCGUUUCUGAACUUAUUGAACGUUCUGGAACGGGGGCAACGUUUGUAUUAAGGAGUAUACUGACAAAAAUACAAAACGUCGACCAGUUACUGAACGUAGUAACCCUGAUAUCAAAACAACCCCAGGAAUGCUCAGAAAGACCACUGAACUAUUUACUGUUACUGAAUUCGUUUUUCGAAAUUCUCGAACCCCUACGAGAAUGUCUUCGUGAAUUCAAAAACCCAUUCUACAAAGAAGUUGCGGAUAAUUUGGCGUCACCCGAAUUUGAUUAUAUAAAAUCCCUGAUGAGAACUGUGAUAGUGGAAGACGGUAGACCGGCAAAAGGGUCUAAUGGUUCCCUACAGAGAUGCUUUGCCAUCAAACCUGGCGUUAAUUCCCUACUGGAUUUGGUGAGAAAAUCAUACAGCGAAAGAUUGGAUGAAAUGCGAAUGUAUGUGAGAAAUCUUGGCGAAAAAUACAAUUUGCCACUUACAUUGAGCAACAACAAUACUAAAGGUUACCAUAUUGUCUUACCUUUGAAAAAAGGCGAGAAGAAAUCCUUCAAACGGUCCAUGUUACCAAACGAGUUCAUACAGGUCGACAGAUUAUCGGGCAGUUUUACGAUGAAAACAACAGAUCUGAUUAAUCUUUCUAUUAGAGUAGAAGAAAUAAUGAUGAACAUAUUAAAAAUUAGCAACAUAAUAACACACAAAACAUUAGUAAACAUAAAGGAACGCGUUGCUGUUUUUUACAAACUGUGUGAAGAUAUUUCGAAAUUAGACAUGUUACAAUCACUGGCAAAACUUAGUGGGGAUACAAAUUAUGUGAGACCAAAAUUUGACGAUUAUAUGGAAAUAAAACAUGGGAGACAUCCAAUUUUGGAUUUUAUUUGCUCUGAAACACCCACCUCUAACUCUACAAUUGCUACCGACGACCAUAACGUACACAUUAUAAGCGGUCCAAACGGUUCAGGAAAGAGCAUUUUUAUUAGACAAUUGGUACUGAUCCAAGUUAUGGCCCAAGUGGGUUGCUACGUACCGGCCGAAUCUGCUACCCUCAGGAUAGCAGACAGGAUAUUAGCCCGAAUAUCUCUGGAUGAUAAUCCUGACAUUGGGGUUUCAGCAUUUGUCUUAGAGAUUCUAGAGGUCGAAUACUUUCUGGAAGUCAUGUCAAAAAACACCCUGAUCGUGAUCGACGAAUUGUGUCGAUCAACCUCUGUAGAAGAGGGCACAGCACUGGCCAUGGCCAUUUGCGAAAAGUUAGCAGAAACGCCAGCUAUUGUCUUUUUUACGACCCACUUUAAAGCUAUGGCCAUCCUAGGGGACAUUUAUAUGAACAUAAAAACUUGGCAAAUGGAAACGAUUAUGCAAGAGAAAAACGGCAGGAUUUAUUUUAAUUUCAUGUACAGACUUUUGGAGGGAAUGACCACCCUCGAAAACUAUGGAGUACAUAUAGCAAAAAGUUGUUGGCCGGAUGAACCUUUCAACUAUGCUCUCGAUGUUUUAAACAGUACAAAACCACAGCAGACAGACUUCCCACAGAGUCGUACACAAUAUUAUCUCCACUUAAAAUACGAUUUAGAAGCCGAUCUUCGUUUAUUAAAAAAGAAACGUAAAUUACUCCCCAAUAUCCUAAAUGACAAACUUAAAGAAUAUCAAAACUCAAUAAGAAUGCACAGCGAAUCAAUUCAAAUUCAGGUGGACGAUCUUAAAUCCCAAAAUCAAUCUAAUGGAACUACAAAAAUCAUUGAGAAAUCUAACUUAAAAGAAUGUGAUUCUUCAGAAAUUGGAGGGGCGAUCAAUAAUAAAAAAACAUCUUCCAGUUCUGGUUACGUUAUCCAAAAUACAGCGAAGACUUCAUUUGGCAAUUCUAGUCCACAUAAUGGGGAUGUCCCAGAACAUGAUCAAUCUUUUAAAUCGCAAAUCAUUCAAAGAUCGAUUGAUUAUGAUGAUAUCACCUUUAGUGGAGGACCAACUUCUUCAAACGGCCAAGAAGACAAUGAAGAAGAAGAAGUAGAUAUCCGAAACGUUACGUUCAAUUGGAAAUCAAGUCAAACAACUCAAAAUGCAAUCGGAAAUAAUUGUUACGAUUAUUUGGGUUUAUACCAAAACGACAAUUUUAAAACUUAUUUUAUUGGUAACGAUUUAGAACCAUCGAAAAAUGACGAAAAUUAUUCGUUGCCCCGUGAUCCAAGGGUAGUUUUAUCCAGCAGUAUUCAUAGCAGCGACGUGAUGGAUUGUGACCAAACCAUUUCGGAAUUAAACAAAAAACCUUACCUAGGAGAUCACCAGGAAUUUGAUGAAUGCAACAAUCCUAAAAGGCAGUUUAAAAUUCCCUUCCCUACAAAAACGUCCAAACGCUCAGACGUCCAGUCGAAAAACGAUACCAGCUUUUCAUCAGUUAACGAAGCACAAUUUUCAUUACAAUUGUCACAAAAUAGAAAUAAAACAUCAACUCCUUUACAGAAGAACAAGACUAUGAAUAAUGAUACAACUUAUCAAUGUCCAGAAAAGGAUUUCAUUGAAAGUGAAUCGGAAUAUUUUUCCGACUUUAAUUGGGAAGAAAGCGAUAAAAAAAACAAGGAUUUAACGAAUAAUUCGAACAAAAAAGAGACACUAAAUAGGUCCUCAAUAACAAUAAAUCCAAACGACUCCCAAAAACUAAAUCCCCAAGAAAUGGAGAGUAUUAUAUCAGAGUUAGAAAGCGUAAGUGAAUAUUUUUCUGACGACGAAUGGAACAAGGAAACAGAAAAUAUAAACGAAACGAACUGCGUUGGCAAAGGUAUUCAUCAAACAUACUGCGAAGAAUACCAGGUCUCGUCAAUAAGUUACUCGCCAGAUGGGUCUAUCUUACAAGAUAUUAUAAAAAACAAACCAUUUCCUACGAUAUGCAGUGAUGGCGACAACAACAGUGGUGAAAGUCUUUUCAGAAUAGAAGCUAAACGUAAAAAAAUCAAAGUACCAUUUCAAACACCCAAACCCUUCGUCAAAAAAGUUAAAAGAAAACCUGCAAAGAGAAGGAAUAACAGAGAUAACAAAAGUCUCAAUGAGGACAAAAAUUUAACUGAUAAGAAGUCCUCAGGAACUAAUCAAGACACGGAAAAAAACAGUAUCAAAGCAUUACCAGAAGCGCAGACAUUGGAGAAAUCACCCUCACCAAAGGACCGAAAAGAAAACGAUAACAAUAAAAAGAUAAUUGUGCUCCAAAAUAUAGUUAUCAAACCUAGCACAAAUUUCGAAAUUCAACAACAAAUACCGACUGGUAUGGAAUCAAAAGACGAGAUUAAUUUUGAUAAUAAAGAACUUAAUCAACACAGAUCGUCACAGCAAAUUAAGGACCAAACAAACACUACAGAUGAACCAAUCACUACAGAACAGGAAACUGCUUCAUUCAAAAUUAAUUAUAUUCAAAGCCCUAAAGUUUAUAUCGCAGAAAAUGAAGAAGUUCAAGAAAAAGAGCUGCUAAUAAAAAAAAGUAACUCGUUAUCAUCUGAAUACUUUUUCAAAAUAGAAACGAACACAACCAAAAGACGUAAACUAGGAAUUAGGGAAAAGAGAUCAGAAAAAUUGAUUACAGAAUUAAAUACAGACCAAAAAAGUACUCUGGACACUAAAAAGAAUAGAACUCCUGAUGAUAAUAAAAAUACCAAAGAUUCUAUAGAUGAUACUAAAAAUUAUAAUUCCUCAUCCCACGAAAUUUACUAUUCAGCAAACGAAAGUUUCCAUGAAGUUCAAAAAAGUCUCGGUUCCUUGAAUUCUAGUUCAUUAAUCGAAAAAGAUCAAAAUUUAUCUUCUGUCACCGUUCGAACCGAAAAUGUGAAAAAACCACCCUCUUCCAGAAUAUUAAAAAGGAGAAAGUUCAUAUCACCCCUAAAACUGACAAGAAAGGAGAUCAAAGAAGAGUUUGAAAAGCAAGACAGGCUAAUGUUUGAGAAUAACUGUCCAGAAACAUACUUACAGAGCAUAUUAAACAGGCCUAGUAUUCAAUCUAUACAAAAGUCCGAAUGUGUUGCAAUGAUAUACAGAACCCCUGAAGGUACCAAAGUGGUAACACCGCCACCUAAUAAAAAAUCAAAGAAAUCACAAUUAAGAAGAUUUUUACCACCUAUAAUAGAUAAACCAAUUCAAACAAAAAUUUGA
Molecule: messenger RNA, 4623 nt
Organism: Agrilus planipennis (emerald ash borer)
Lineage: Eukaryota; Metazoa; Arthropoda; Insecta; Coleoptera; Buprestidae
Exons: 13
Coding region: 409-4623 (1404 amino acids)
Biological process (GO): mismatch repair; reciprocal meiotic recombination
Cellular component (GO): nucleus
Molecular function (GO): mismatched DNA binding; ATP-dependent DNA damage sensor activity; ATP binding
Source: RefSeq, a predicted model, not a curated record